CGUCUGCAUUUUCUGCGCCCGUUGGUCCUCCGAAACAUCACGAAUCGCAAGCCUUCCGUACCUGAAUCCACGGGUCGCCGAGGCAUCCCCUCGCCCCAGCCCGAAUAGCCAUGGACGUCGUCCUCGAAUUAGCAGACACCUUUCUAUUCGACCCUCUAUACGCAACGCUCCUUCCCGCUUCCACACCCUCUUUCGUCGGCAAUGCAACGAUUUCGAGCAUUAGAGAGGAGCCCACGGGCUUUGUCGUUCCUCAUGCGACCUGGCAGUACGAGCCCUCGACACAAUUCUUCUCCGUCACACCCUCCAAGUAUGCCUACAUGAGCCAAUGGACACGCGACGACUGGCGGCGACAGGCCCUGUCCUUGUACCUCAUCACAUGGCUCUUCGGUGUCCUGGUAUAUUAUGUCUUCGCAGGCGCCUCGUACUUCCUCGUCUUCGACAAGUCGACCUUCAACCACCCGCGAUACCUCAAGAACCAGAUCAAGCUCGAGAUGAAGCAAGCCAACAUCGCCUUCCCCAUCAUGGCCAUCUUCACCGUGCCCUGGUUCCUCCUCGAAGUCCGCGGAUACUCCAAGCUAUACGACACCGUGGACCAAGGCCCAGGGCUCUGGUACAACUACCUGCAGUUCCCGCUAUUCUUCCUCUUCACCGACUCGGCCAUCUACUGGAUCCACCGCGGUCUCCACCACCCCCGCAUCUACAAGCACGUCCACAAGCCGCAUCACAAGUGGAUCAUGCCGACUCCCUUCGCCUCGCACGCUUUCCACCCCGCCGACGGUUAUGCCCAGGGUCUUCCCUACCACGUCUUCCCCUUCCUGUUCCCGCUAUCCAAAUUCGCAUACGUCUUCCUCUUCGUCUUCGUCAACAUCUGGACCGUCCUGAUCCACGACGGUGAAUACGCGCACAACUCGCCCAUCAUCAACGGUGCUGCCUGCCAUACCAUGCACCAUCUAUACUUCAAUUACAACUACGGUCAAUACACAACACUUUGGGACCGCCUUGGUGGAAGCUACAGGAAACCCAACGACGAGCUCUUCCAGAAGGAACUCAAGAUGUGCCAAAGCGAGUGGAAGAAGCAAGCCGAGGCCGUUGACAAAAUGGUCGAGGAAGUCGAGGGUGACGAGAACGACCGCACAUAUGCUUCUGAGACGAAGAAGCUCCGCUAGACGUUCCUCCCGGCUGCAUAAUACUGCAGGUGGGUUGACCCUGAGACGCCGUUAUGAUUUGGGUGGGGGUUAAGGUGUAUAUAUGCUUGUGCGAUCGCAGGCCGAUGUCCAUCGGCUACCUCUUUCUGCGUGUACAUACCAUUCUUCGCGUUCGUUGCAUCAAAAGUUUGAGUAUAGCAGUCUGGCUUUGCAGAGCAAAGCCCUUGUUUGUAACAUCAUAGAACUUAGGGAGAAAGAGUCGCCUCUUGGAAUAGUAAUAGUAAUAUGGUCGACAUGCAGCAUUCAGGCCUACUGAUCUGAGUUGUUCGUGGUAGUGUGCUUAGAA
This is a messenger RNA of Alternaria rosae, 1491 nucleotides long. RefSeq lists its product as uncharacterized. The coding region runs from base 111 to 1166 and encodes 351 amino acids. NCBI's taxonomy places the organism in Eukaryota, Fungi, Ascomycota, Dothideomycetes, Pleosporales, Pleosporaceae. The record is from RefSeq and is a predicted model, not a curated record. The transcript has 2 exons. Gene Ontology annotation, biological process: lipid biosynthetic process. Gene Ontology annotation, molecular function: oxidoreductase activity; iron ion binding.